CAUUUAACCCAUUUUGAAUACCCAUUAGUAAACCAAAAGUGAAAUCAAAAUGAUCCAGUUAACUAGAAAACUUUUAAUUUUUUUGUUUGUGAUACAAAGUGUGUAUUCUUUUUGUGAGAACAAGGAUGCGUUCAAUAAUGUUACUGUGGAAGUGCACUUAUCGAGAAAUAUACGAGGUAUCAAGCUUGUUCAAGUGAGUUUAUAUAAGCAAGAUCACUAUUCAAUAAUAGAUGUCAAAAAAGGUAAUAUUACAGAUCUAUGCGAUGGUAUUAUUAAAAAUUUUCCGGUACUAGAAACGCUGUAUCUGAUUAACGUAAAUCUAUCCAGAAUUCAACCAAAUGCUUUUCAAGCAGUGCCCAGAUUAAGAGAGUUGUCUUUGGCAGUAAAUCACAUAGAAGAUUUAGUGGAUGGUAGCUUUAACAACCUUGAGGCCCUAGAAACUCUUUACUUAUCUGGGAACAAAAUUAAAUACAUUGAUGGCGAGACUUUCCAAAACAUGAAAAGCUUAAAACACCUUCAUCUAGAUAGAAACCUAAUAACUAAACUUAGUCCAAAUUGCCUUAGAGGAAGUUCUUUAUUAAGAGUGUUAGACUUAAGACACAAUUCAAUGGAAAUAGUAGAUGGUAACACAUUUCCAGUUAUGGAACCAAUCUUUACGGAUCCAGUAACCAUCUAUUUAGAAAACAACUAUAUCAAAGAUGUAGAUCCAAGUGUUUUUACCUUUAAGAAUCCCGUAAACCUUCAUUUAGAACGAAACAACCUAAACACAGCAUCCACGCUUUUCUAUGGUAUGAGGGAAUACAGUGUUCUUUACUUAAACAAGAAUCAAUUUAACUGUUUACCUGACGAUGUGUUGGAAAAUGUUAAGAAGACAACAAAGACUAUAUACCUUUUAGAUAAUCCCAUAUCAUGUGACUGUCUGAAGACUAUAGAGAAAUAUUUUGCUGAUGAACUAUACGGAGUAGAACAUUUGAUUUAUAAUAGCAGUUUUCCAUGUAAUAUGCCAGUUUAUCUUAUCCCUUAAGCAGAAGAAAAAUUAUUAAAUUAAAAUAUUUUUUCAUUUAAUCUAUAUAGUGUAUAUGAAAUAUUUUUGCAAAUAAAUGUUUAUAAUAAAAUUUUAAAAUUUUAAAA
This is a messenger RNA of Diabrotica virgifera virgifera (western corn rootworm), 1131 nucleotides long. Its product is annotated as leucine-rich repeat-containing G-protein coupled receptor 4-like. Bases 50 to 1024 code for a protein of 324 amino acids. The record is from RefSeq and is a predicted model, not a curated record. Lineage: Eukaryota; Metazoa; Arthropoda; Insecta; Coleoptera; Chrysomelidae. The transcript has a single exon. Gene Ontology annotation, molecular function: protein binding.